UACAUAACAUAGAUCCCACGCAAGUCGCUCAAAAUCCCAAAACUCGGGAUGAUAACUGACCUCCGGCGAAGACGACGUGACCUUGGCGAAUACAUGAACUGCUUAAUUGCGUUACGAUUUGUUAAUUUCUGUGGUCGGCCUACUGUUUAUGCCCCCCUUCCUCAUUGCUGCUAAUAAUAAUGAUAUAAAUAAUAAUUGAUGCUUGGAGCUGGCAACAUGUUGCCAAGGCUGCUGGCUCAGUUUCCCGCCAAAUCAAACAGUUGGUUGUGGCACCGUUCGGUGCCUGCGCAGAGUGUCGCCGGCGAGGCAACAUGUUGAAAGGAUUCCGGCGGACGCCCUCGUGCCGGCGCCUCGGCUGAUCAGUCAGUCGGUCAGUGUGCCGGUGGCGCUGGUUGGAUGAGCUGAAGUCCAGUCCGACGGCGCCCUCAGUUCGCUUUCUGUGCUCGAACGAGUCGCAACGCAGGUGGUCGUCGCUGAGUUCCUGAACUACAUUCCUAAGCAGGCAUCGCACCUCGUUGGCGCUGCCGUAAUGGGACUUGUUAAACCAUAAAAACGUGAAUAAAAACGAAAUAAAAAUCCCAUUCAAAUCAAUUAAACUCGUCGGGGCGCGAUAAACCAUUUAUGAACCGCGAAUAAAUAGUGUCGUCCCGCGUUGCGUAUACGCAGUACUGAGUGCAAGUGAAAUUGUUCGCAAUUGACAUUGACAUUGAGCUCCUGCUCGCUGCAUCUCGCCAGAUGCCAACUUUGAAGAGUCUGGAUUUGGGGCCAGAAUGCUGAAGGCGACCGUCAAAGUUUAAAGGACUUGGUUUGAGUUGGCUUGAGAGUUGGUGGUGGUGGCCCCAUUGCAAACGUCAACGAUACCCACUUGAAUGGAGCUUGAAAAAGACUUGGGCUUUGAGCGGAGCCGCCGAUUGCUGCCGGAGGGCGACGAGCGGCUUUACUACAUUGAGCCGCAGCAGCCGUUGCUGCGGAAUGAGGAGGAUGACUACCUGGACUCCGCCUCCCUGCUGUACAAUGCCACCAAACGGCUAGCGGAGGACGACGGCGGCUCCACCACGACCAUUCCGCUCCUUUUCCCCGAGCUGGACGAGUCCUUUAACGUCACCAUCCUGAUGAACUUCAGCUGCGACGUCACGGAUGACUCGGAGUCCGGUGACCUGUGGUCCAGCGUCUACUUCAAGAGCGCCGUCUACCUGCUGUACAUUCCCAUCUUCAUGUUCGCCCUGCUGGGCAACGGCACCGUCUGCUACAUUGUCCAGGCUACGCCGCGCAUGCGGACCGUCACCAAUUACUUCAUAGCCAACCUGGCCCUGGGCGACAUCCUGAUGUCCCUGUUCUGCGUCCCCUCGUCCUUCAUCUCGAUCUAUAUCCUGAAUUACUGGCCCUUUGGCAUAGUGCUUUGCCACUUUGUGAACUACUCGCAGGCGGUCUCUGUGCUCGUCACCGCCUAUACCCUGGUGGCCAUCAGUAUCGAUCGCUAUAUAGCCAUCAUGUGGCCCCUGAAGCCAAGGAUCACAAAGAGAUAUGCCAAGUUCAUCAUAAGCGGCAUUUGGUUCAUAGCCCUGGCCACCGCCUUUCCCAUUCCGCUCGUCUCCCGCCUCGUCCAGCCGCCGUCACCGUGGCACCAGAAGUGCGACAAAUACAUCUGCCGCGAAAUGUGGCCAGAGCGGAACCAGGAGUACUACUACACGCUGUCCUUGUUCACGCUGCAGUUCGUCGUCCCGCUGCUGGUGCUCAUCUACACGUACACCCGCAUCGCCAUCCGAGUCUGGGGCAAGCGGCCUCCGGGCGAGGCGGAGACCUCGCGCGACCAGCGGAUGGCACGCUCCAAGCGCAAGAUGGUCAAGAUGAUGCUGACGGUUGUGUUUGUAUUCACCAGUUGCUGGCUGCCCUUCAACAUCCUGCAGCUCCUGCUCAACGACGAGGAGUUCGCCAACUGGGCACCGCUGCCGUACGUGUGGUUCGCCUUCCACUGGCUGGCCAUGUCCCACAGCUGCUACAACCCGGUGAUCUACUGCUACAUGAACGCCCGCUUCCGGGGCGGGUUCCUCCAGAUCAUGCACCGGGUCCCCGGACUGCGGCGCUGCUGCUGCCUGCACCGCCUUCUCCGCGGCGGCGGUGGAGGCGAGAGCAGCAUGGGAGCAACCGGAACCAACGGGGAACUGCGUCUGAAUCGUGUGGACACCUGCACCACCUACAUCAGCACAAGGCGAAAGCUUCGAGUGAAUUCUAUGCAAGUGAGUCAAUUUUCACAUGCCGAGACGUCAGUUUUGCGGUAACUUCCCACCCACCUGCCCCGCCGGAGGACUCACCUGUUCACCGGGCAGCCAUUGCAGGUGUCCAGGCUC
Molecule: messenger RNA, 2348 nt
Organism: Drosophila serrata
Lineage: Eukaryota; Metazoa; Arthropoda; Insecta; Diptera; Drosophilidae
Gene: RYa-R
Product: RYamide receptor
Biological process (GO): neuropeptide signaling pathway
Cellular component (GO): plasma membrane
Molecular function (GO): neuropeptide Y receptor activity
Source: RefSeq, a predicted model, not a curated record